CGCUGGGCUCUGGCAUGGUAUAAAAAUAUUAGAACAACAAAUUUAUAUUGAAACAAUCUUCUAUAUUUUUAAAUCAUGUUUUAAACCAUGGUGCUGUGUAUUAUAAUUUUAAUAAUUUUAUAAUGCAAAACUAUUGUAUUGAAAAUAAAAAUUAAUGAAUUGAAAGUGAAAAUAAAAAUUUUGAAUAUUGCAAAAAAAGUAAAAUAUUAAAUUGGUCGUACUUAUAUUGUCGUUUCAUAAGUGAGUCAUUUGUGUUUCAGAUGUGAAACUAUUUACCUUCCUGAAUGUUAAACAAUUUUGGAGUUUCGAACAAUAAAACACUCUGCGCAAAAAAAGGUGCGACUAUUAAAAUAUAUGGCGUAAUUCCUUUCGGACGAAAAACGUUAAUAUUUUAUUAACAUGCAUGAGCGAAUAUGAACUGGAUUACAACAUAAGUGGUUGUUUUGGCCUAUGUACAUUAGUGAUAUGGAAGACUAUAAAUUCCUUUUUAAAAUUGUGCUUGUUGGUAAUGCUGGAGUUGGUAAAACAUGUCUAGUUAGACGUUUUACACAAGGAUUGUUCCCUCCAGGACAAGGGGCAACUAUAGGGGUUGAUUUUAUGAUAAAAACAGUUGAAGUCGAUGGUGAUAAAAUAAAGUUACAAAUUUGGGAUACUGCUGGACAGGAGCGAUUUCGAUCUAUUACUCAAAGUUAUUAUAGAUCCGCACACGCUUUGAUUCUUGUUUAUGACAUUAGUUGUCAACCUACAUUUGAUUGCCUUCCGGAUUGGUUACGAGAAAUACAGGAGUAUGCCAACUCAAAAGUAUUAAAGAUUUUAGUAGGAAAUAAAACUGAUAGAGAUGACCGGGAAAUUCCUACCCAAAUCGGUGAAGAAUUUGCAAAACAACACGACAUGUACUUUUUAGAGACAUCAGCCAAAGAAGCUGAAAAUGUAGAAAGAUUAUUUUAUGAAAUUGCUGCUGAGUUAAUUGAUCAGGCUCGAAGUAAAGACGGUUCAUCUAUGAGUAAUAAAAAUUCUGGUGAUUCUAUAGGUCUGUCUUCUCUUGGUGCAAAGGCGUCUCAGAGCAGCUGCUGUAGUAGUUUUACCAAUAACUCUAACGUCAAUAAUGUACCAAAUAAUAUGACUUAAGAUAUUAAAUAUAGAACAUUUCAAUAUUGUUCACAAAUAACACUUUGAAAACGGGGAUAUCGCAAUACGGCAUACUAACUAAAUUAUUAUAUAUAUUUUUUUUAAUUAUUCUUUCUCUAUUGUUGUUAAUACUCUCAGGUAUUUUUUUGUGCGGUACAUAUUUUUCAAAUAAAACCGCAUAAAUAAAAUCUGCUUGAAAAUAUUACACCAGCCAACAAUAAAUGCUUGUCUUAAAAGCAAAAUGUAUAAUUUUAACAAAAAACAUAAAAGUUAGUAUGUAUAUCAAAAUAUAUGUACGUUUUUUAUUUAAAUUUUGGUGCGUUCCAUUAAAUAGAUGUAAUAGUUACUCAUUAAUAGUUUGAUGUAAAAUUUUAAUAAUUAAGUUAAACCAUCAAAAAAUUACAGUGAAUUUAUUUAAAAAUUUGAGCUGAAAGCACGUAAAACAACUUUUUAACUUAUUAUGAAAAAAAACACAAAAAAUCAUUUUAUUCAUUAAUUAUGCAAAACUAAUUUGCACUAAAAAUGUGAUUCCACAACUAGUUUUAUAUGGCAGUAUGUACUCAUUAUAGUUUCUGUACAAAAUAUUUUCAUUCUGAAUAACAAAACUUCAUUAAUAGUAUGAUAAUGCUUUUUUCUUCAAUAUUUAAUAAAAAAUCGUCAUAAAGGUCCAUUAUCUACUAAUCUAUUUUUAUUAUAUUUUAACAUAAUAUUCAUACACAAAUGAUUUUAUUAAGAUAAACUGAUUUAAACA
Lucilia cuprina (Australian sheep blowfly) is the source of this 1879-nucleotide messenger RNA. RefSeq names its product ras-related protein Rab-30 (gene Rab30). The transcript is spliced from 3 exons. Bases 451 to 1128 code for a protein of 225 amino acids. Lineage: Eukaryota; Metazoa; Arthropoda; Insecta; Diptera; Calliphoridae. Gene Ontology annotation, cellular component: trans-Golgi network. Gene Ontology annotation, molecular function: GTP binding; GTPase activity. The record is from RefSeq and is a predicted model, not a curated record. Gene Ontology annotation, biological process: Rab protein signal transduction.